UCAAGGAAAUCCGGCCGCAGUUACCAAAAGCCACUGACCCCGGAAUGCCGGCCCCAGGGAGAGGGGGUGUCAGGAAGGCCCCCUCCCUGCCAGAUGGGCCUUGGGUCUGACUCCCAGGGGUGGGGCUGCGCGGGAGGUUAUAAAACGGCUGUAGGGGGGACUGGAAGCUUCGCUUUCUCUUUGGAGACGCUUCCUUGAGCACGAACAGGAAAAUAACGGGAACGUCCAGAGCUGUGGACACAGUCCUCAGACGGGGACACCUCAGGCCUUCUGCACUGGAGCGAGGAAGGCUGCUUCUCCCACACGGGACUUCCAUCUGCAUUUAAGGCACCUCGGUCCUGACAGAGCUGCGCUCCCCAUGGUCCUCCUGUGGCUCACGCUGCUGCUGAUGCCCGGGCCCGGCCUCCUGCAAACGAACCACAUGACGAAUCCACCCAUCAAGAACCUAAGGAUGGAAGCCAAAACUCAGACGUUGACCUGGGAUGUCGAUGGGAAUGUCACCGGAAUUAGGUGCAAGAAAGGUCCAGACUAUGGAAUAGAUGCGAUGAAUGACCGCUACUGCCAGUUUGAAGCCAUCUCCUUGUGUGAGGUGACCAACUACAGCGUCACGGCGGCCAGCCCGCCCUGUGGGAAUUCGCGGGCAGCCGCGCAAAACCUGAGCUGCCGGGUUCACGAGGUGGACCUCAUGACCUGCAGCUGGGCCGUGGGUCCCGAGGCCCCCGGCGACAUCCAGUACCACCUGUCGAUCAGCAGCAAUCCCGAGAGCCAGGAGCAGCACCCCUGUGUCCACUACAACACGAAUGAGCGAGGAACUCACACUGGCUGCGUGUUCAGUGACAUCUCUGGCAUCUCCAGGGGGUCCCCAGCAGCCUUUAUCCUGGUGAGGGGCUCGAGUGAAGCCUUCCGCGUCCCCUGCAUAGACCAGCAUGUCAUGUUUUGGGAGAUCGGUGAGUGGCCCAGGCCCCCCCGGCUGCUCACAGCCUCAUGCCAGCUCCCACGGCCCAGCUGGUCCCCAACAUACACACAGGGCACUCCCAUUUCCAGAGGCUGGGCGUUGGAGGGCAGGGGCUGGGCGGGCCGGCCCCUGGGAAGGCUCCACGAAGCUCCCUCCCACCAAGUUCUUGCCACAGUGGCCCAUAGGAAACCUUCUGGUCAGAGCAAGCAGCCUGUAAUCACAGAACAGGUCAAAGGCAUAACCUCCUUCCAGCUGCUCAAUCCUGGAACGUACACGGUGAGAAUAAGAGCCCAGGAAACCUAUGAUCAAUUCUGGAGCGCCUGGAGCAGCCCCCAGCGCUUCGAGUGCGGUCAGGAGGAGGGUCCGCACACCCGAGCCUGGCGGACAUCACUGUUCAUCGUGCUGGGGACGCUGCUGGCCUUGCUCUGUGCUGUCCUGCUCUGCAGAAGGUACCUCGUGAUGGAGAGGCUGUUUCCCCGCAUCCCUCACAUGAAAGACCCCAUGGGUGACGGCUUCCGAAAUGACAACCUGGUGGUCUGGGAGGCGGGCAGGGCCGGCCUGGAGGAGUGCCGGGUGACGGAGAUACAGGUCGUGGAGAAAACCUGACACCCGGCUCAGGGCCCGUCAGGGCUGCCUGCUUCUCCCUGGCCGGGCCGGGCGCCCGCACAGACUGGGUGCCGGACGCACGUUUCUAACGGUGGUGGGCACGGGAGAGGCCCCUGCUGUUCGGUCCCAAGCUGCCGGGAAGAGGGAAGAACAGAACUGUGUGUUUAUUUGAUAAUAAACUGCUUU
Cebus imitator (Panamanian white-faced capuchin) is the source of this 1747-nucleotide messenger RNA. RefSeq names its product interleukin 3 receptor subunit alpha (gene IL3RA). Gene Ontology annotation, molecular function: protein binding; cytokine receptor activity. The record is from RefSeq and is a predicted model, not a curated record. Gene Ontology annotation, cellular component: membrane. The transcript has 12 exons. Bases 359 to 1561 code for a protein of 400 amino acids. Lineage: Eukaryota; Metazoa; Chordata; Mammalia; Primates; Cebidae.